AUGCAGCCGAAACCGAUUGCACCGCAUCCCGGCGCCACCCAGCCAUCCAGCUUCGGCCCUACCGACAAUGCAAGCGCAUCGAGCUCCGUAUCUCCGCCUGCUCGCUCACCCUCUGGCACUGCCACACCCGAUCGCUCAUUCAACAAUGGAGUAGGCUCAGCAUCGUCCUCAGUCGCCAAAGCAGCUGCUGCAGGUGCCAACGCUGGUCCUAGCCGCCCAGCUACUGCCGCUCUUGCUGCAAAGCUAGCUGCCUCGCGUCAACACGGCACCGUCGCCGAUGCCGUCGCUGCUUCUCUCGGUAGCAAACGUGAACGAAAGAGGAAACGUAUCCACUACAGCUGCGCCGAGUGUCACCGUCGUAAGCACAAAUGUGACCGUCAAACUCCAUGUCAACCAUGCAUCGACCGUGGCCUUGGCGAUUCUUGCCGGCCUUUUGAAGAUGGCGAUCAGUUCGGUGACAUGCGAGAUCGAGUGCAGCGUCUCGAAGAUAUUGUAGAGGGCCUCGCCAUUGCCCAUGCAGAACUUGCAAAGGAGCUCAAGGACUCUCGAGGGCAGAUGGCUGCCUUUGUCGAAAUCGUCUCCAGUGACGAGGAGCAAGAUGCUGAUUCCAACCACCUUUCCGCUGCCACUCGACCCAAGUCGAAGAAACGUAGAAGAAUCAUCUGCCCUAGCACUGCCAGAGGUAUUGAGCGAGAGGAGCUCUUCAACUCAGAAGCACAGGCGAUCGCCGCAUCCAAGGGCGAGAUUGUCGAUUCCACCAAACAGGCCAACAUUCCUCGCUACGACCUCGGAGGCAACCCUCUCGAAGGCGGUCUCGCUCGAGACGGUGACAGUUGGUUCGGUGCUCUCGCUUUGCCUUCCGUCAGCCGCGGUGUCAUCGAGACAGAGAUCAACGGCGAACGUCUCGAACUUGGCGCCAACUUCCCAAGAUUCCCUGCCUCUGUCAAAUUGCAUCGACUCAUCCACGAAGGUGGCGCUCCCGAAAACAUCCUUGGCGAUCUCAUGAACGCGUUGCCAUCCAGAGCAGAUACCGACCGCCUUCUUGAUAUCUACUUCCGUGAUAUCAACCACACCCGACUUCCCAUUCACGAGGGUACCUUCCGCCAGUCCUACGACGAACUCAUGGACUUCAGAUGGGGCAACGCCAAGGAGGAACGCGGCGACGAUGGUGCAAGACACAUCCCUUUCCUUGCAUUCCUCUUCGCCAUCCUCGCUACUGCCAUGCGCUCACUUCCAGAAGCCCUCGGCAGCGAAGCAGAAGCCAAGAAGGGCGCCGUUCGCCUGUAUCAUGCAUGUCGCCGUACUAUCAACAUCGCCUCCACCAUCCGCGUCGACCACAUUGAUCUCGUCUUGGCGCAUCUUUUCGCCGCUCGCUUCCUGAUAUGCCAACGUCAAAGCGCUGAAAGUUGGUCACUUCUCGGCAACGCCAUUCGAGCAGCCCAAGCCAUCGGUCUUCACCGAGACGGCAGCAAGCUCGGUCUCGACGCCAUCACUACAGAGCGCCGACGAAGACUCUGGUCCAUCAUCUUCUACAUGGAUAAGACCACCAGCAUCCUCUUGGGUCGUCCUCAAGCCAUUCAGGAGUUCCACUGCGACACGCUUCCACCUUCUGACAUUGACAUCGAUACCAUGCCAAGAUCAGCACGUCCCUAUGUGCCACGAACCCGGCCGCGUCCCAACACCCCGCCCGGCGUUUUUCUUUUCGUCGCCAUUCGUCACGAACUCACUCGCAUCACCGGAAAGAUUGUUGAGCACUUCCAGAACCUUGCCAGCCCUCGUCGCUACGCUGACGUCGUCGCAUUGGACGAAGAAUUGGAAAAGUUCCGAAAAGACAUCCCGGACAUCUACCGGGUCGACAAGGUCACUAACGGAUCAGGGCCGGACACCAACAAGCAGUUCGAUACCGUCUGCCCCUGGCUCCCACUGCACCGAUACCUUCUCAACAUCGAGUACCACUACGUACGCAUUGCUCUGCACAGACCUUACGUGCUUCGCAACUCGGAAAAGUACUCUCACUCUCGCAAAGCAGCCUUCGAGAGUGCCAAAGCCGACCGCAGGGUGCGUCAAGAGUACCGUAAGGACGUCAAAUGGGAGCCCGAGCGCGCACGCAAGGUCCACAUGGGUGGUCUCUACCGUCUCUUCAACGCAACCAUGAUGAUUGGUAUUGCGCUCCUUCUCGACCCUAACGGUCCCGAAGCACCCGACUUCCUGUCGUACCUCGACGAGUUCAUUGAGUUGCACAAGCACCGUGAAGGCGAAGUUGAUCAGUGCAGUAAGCGUGAGGUCAAGAUCAUCGAGCUCUUCAGGGCCAAGGCACGCGAUCCUACGUGGUGUGCUACCUCGGCGACAGGCGCUAGCAAGAAGGCUACGGGUGCAGAUGGCACCACAUCCAAAGGCAAGGGCGAGAAGGGCGAUGCAUCCACAAAGGGCGGACGCAAGGAUGCACCAGCUAGGCGUGAGACCACCAGCGAGGGUACAGCCGGAGUCGGCACUGCAGCCUUCAGCUCCGCCAUGUUGCUCGGCAACACUGGAUCCAAGGGCAAUGGCUCCCAACUGGCGCGUGCCGGCUCGGUCAAUACCACAGAAAGCAUCACACCGCCGCCAUUCGCCGGUCUCUUUUCGGGCACCAGCGGCGCUCCUGCUGCAGGUCUUUCCCUCGGCACCGUCUCAACGGGUGCUACCAGCGAUGCGACCACCGACCUGGCUCAGAGCAUCUUCGACCAGCUCGGUGGCUACGAACCCAGCUUCGGCAUGCUCAACCCCACACCCAAUGAUGCGCUCAACUUCAACUCUGGCUCGGCUUUGGGCUUCGGGCCGAGUCACACGUCCAACAGCAUGGGCUUUGACUCUGCAGCAGGUUUCGACCUUGCGAGCUACUUCAACACGCCACCUCCCGGUUCCUCUGGUCCUUCGCCGAAUGUGACGGCGAAUGCACCAUCAUCGUCGUCAGCCCAACAGGGCUCGGGGCUCGGACGUAGCAGCACCAACUCAAUCAACAUCCCUGCCACAUCCUCCUCAGAGCGCAGCGGUAUCCCCAACUUCCAGCCCAGCGCACACCCGCAUUUGCGUGCACUCAACACACCGGGAAGCUUCAACGGCUUUGGUGGUCAAGGUGGCGCUGGUGGCGACAGCAAUGGAAGAACAGGCGACGCUUCUUCAGCGAACGGAAGCGGCACAGCAACCGGCGUUCCUGGCGAUUGGGGUCUCUUGCCGUGGGGAGGUCUGAUUGAAGCCAUUGCCCAGAGCUCUCACGGUAUCGACCAGCAGCAUGGGCAGCAGCAAGGAGCUUCAAAUGGCACACCAGGCUCUCACCCUGAAAUGAAGACUGAGACUCCCGAAGGGUCUGACAAGCACUGA
Molecule: messenger RNA, 3357 nt
Organism: Ustilago hordei
Lineage: Eukaryota; Fungi; Basidiomycota; Ustilaginomycetes; Ustilaginales; Ustilaginaceae
Exons: 1
Coding region: 1-3357 (1118 amino acids)
Biological process (GO): regulation of DNA-templated transcription; DNA-templated transcription
Molecular function (GO): DNA-binding transcription factor activity, RNA polymerase II-specific; zinc ion binding; DNA binding
Source: RefSeq, a predicted model, not a curated record